This is a messenger RNA of Anopheles aquasalis, 673 nucleotides long. RefSeq lists its product as uncharacterized. The record is from RefSeq and is a predicted model, not a curated record. NCBI's taxonomy places the organism in Eukaryota, Metazoa, Arthropoda, Insecta, Diptera, Culicidae.
AUGGAGGCACGAAACAAGCGAAUCAGCCGCAUCCCUCCUCCGCAGGUGCCUGCCUUCAGGCAGAGUACCGUGAAGAGUUCCGCAAGCGUGAUAUUGUCCUCGAAACCACCGAUAAAGAGCCGAAAAAGUACAAGCAUCCCUUCGACGAGCUUAGCCACUCGUACCAGACCACUGACGGUUGCUGCAAACACGGUGUCUCAAACAAAAUUGAUGAUAAAUCGCACGGAUCAAGCUAAAACCAACGGUCGUGUCAAGUUUGUGGACAAACACAACAUCCCCUUGACUCCGUCCAAGUCCACCAGCAGUGCCAAAGACACGAAAGUGCACACAACAGGAACCAUUCCAAAGUACUUGCUGAAACAAAAGCAAUGGUCCAUGACGAAGGACCCGAACGCGGUACUACAGGGGGUACCGCCGGUGCAAGAGAAAUCUGCACCUCCGCCAGAUGCCAGCCAACCAUCACCGGUCAUCGACGACGCACAACUUGAUGCACAAUACUUUAAACAGUACAGCAAGAAGCUGGAGAAACGUGUUGCCGAGUUACUGGACGAGCUGGGUGCCCGUGAGGAACGUAUAGCCAUUCUGCAAAAGAAGCUACGCACCGCCAUGGAUCUGAUGCAGCAGCAACAGCAAGCGGUCCGUCGCACGGCAUGAAGAAUCACGAGGCAACGCA